Molecule: messenger RNA, 975 nt
Organism: Diuraphis noxia (Russian wheat aphid)
Lineage: Eukaryota; Metazoa; Arthropoda; Insecta; Hemiptera; Aphididae
Product: protein takeout-like
Biological process (GO): multicellular organismal reproductive process
Source: RefSeq, a predicted model, not a curated record
UCGUGCAUCAGUAGAUCCAAGUUUGUCGUCGAACAGUUAUACGUUUUAAUAACAUUUUUGCAUUGCGUGAAUGCACACCGUCGUGCCGGCCCAACAAACAUCAUAAUAUUAAUAAUAAUUAUUUAAUAAUAAUAUGAUGGCUAUGAUGAGACGUAACGCCGCGCUGGUCGCCCUGUGCUAUCUGGUGUGCGCGAUUUCCAAAACGACUCGAUCCGCCGCAUCUGUUGUCAAAUUACCCAAAGGAUUCAUUGCAUGCAAAAAAGAUGACCCCGGCGUCAACACAUGUAUUCAACAAGCACUACAAACGGCCGUACCGCAUUUAGUCAAAGGAAUACCAAGUUUGGGGCUAAUACCAAUUGAUCCUUUAAUAAUAUCACAAAUGGAUAUAAAUCAAGGUGUAUCUAAUGGUCCCUUAGACAUCAAACUAAGCUUCAAGGACCUUUAUAUACAUAAUAUUGGGUCUAUUAAGAUAACAUCAAUGAAAUCGAAUAUAAACAAUCAUACAUUUAACCUUAAAGCCGAUUUUGAUGAACCACUUGUACUCGAAGGCAUGUACAAUAUACAAGGAAAAAUUAUUAUUCUACCAAUAAGAGGUGAAGGAAAAAGCAAUUUAACUUUAGCUGCAUUGAAAGUAUCAAUUGACAUAAAUGGUAAACCAGUUACAAGGAGAGGUGAAGAAUACAUGGAAUUAGAAUCUUUAGAUUUAAAAUUUAGUACAUCAAGACUUUAUAUACAGCUAGAUAAUUUGUUUAAUGGAGAUCAAUUAUUAGGAAAUAAUAUGAAUAUGUUUAUGAAUCAAAAUUGGAGGGAAAUUUUAAAGGACCUUCAACCUGCAUUUGAGUCAGCUUUAGGGAUGGCAUUUCAAUCAGUCGCUCAUCAAUUUUUCUACAAAGUACCAUAUGGUAAAAUAUUCAACUAAAUGUAAUUAUAUUUCUUAGCUCUUUUUACGUAAUAAUAUGUGUGUUAAUUUGUUUA